Molecule: messenger RNA, 1526 nt
Organism: Drosophila busckii
Lineage: Eukaryota; Metazoa; Arthropoda; Insecta; Diptera; Drosophilidae
Gene: lft
Product: protein limb expression 1 homolog
Exons: 4
Coding region: 278-1090 (270 amino acids)
Biological process (GO): autophagosome maturation
Cellular component (GO): cytoplasm
Source: RefSeq, a predicted model, not a curated record
UAAAUAAUUUAUAAUAAAAACGCAAAUUUACUACAUAAAGAGUGCGGCUAAUUAUAAAGUUGUUAUUGCAAGUGUUGCGCUUAAAGAAAAAUGUUUUGCGGCUGCCGUCAAGAGAGUUCAAUAAAUAUUGCUUUGCUCUCAUAAAUUACAGCAAUCUUUAUUUUCACAUUCACCACUGGACAUUAAGUUUCUUCAGUUUGUAAUGAUUUGAGUUGCAGUCGAAUAUAAGUUUUCAUUUAAUUUCUUGCACAAUUGACAAUAAAGCAGCAAAUAUAUAAUGGUUUAUCCAGAAGAACCGUUUUGGGCCUUACCAAUGGUAUCUGGUUUAUAUGAAGAUCGCGAUUAUAGGGUAAACGUUGUGGAAGCCUUACAAGAGUUUUGGCAAAUGAAACAGACGCGCGGCGUGGAGCUUAAGAACGGCGCUCUAGUUAUUUACGAAUCGAUACCAUCCAGUAGCCAACCCUACGUUUGCUUUGUUACCUUACCUGGAGGCAGUUGCUUUGGCAGUUUUCAGAAUUGUCCCACAAAAGCUGAAGCACGGCGCAGUUCAGCCAAAAUUGCUUUAAUGAACUCGGUAUUCAACGAGCACCCAUCUCGCCGCAUAAGCGAUGAGUUUAUUGAGAAAGCUGUGCAGGAUGCACGCGCUUCGUUUAAGGGCACAAGCCAGGCCAAUGAGCUGCCAGAGUCGGAGUCUGGCAUAGGCGCCUUUAGAUUCAUGCUGGAGGCCAAUAAGGGACGCACCAUGCUGGAGUUUCAAGAGCUUAUGACAGUGUUUCAGCUCUUACAUUGGAACGGCUCUUUGAAGGCCAUGCGUGAGCGCCAGUGUUCGCGGCAGGAGGUGGUGGCACACUACUCCAAUCGCAGUUUGGAUGAUGAAAUGCGUGCACAAAUGGCCUUGGACUGGAUAGCUCGUGAGCAAGAGAAUCCAGGUGUUUUAAGAAGGGAAUUGGUUUUGGCUGAACGUGAACUGGAGCAGGCACGCAUGGCUGGUCGGGAGCUACGUUUUCCCAAGGAGAAAAAGGAUAUAUUAAUGAUAGCACAUAAUCAGCUGGGUGGCAGCAACUUGGGCGCAGUAUCUAUUGAAAACUGAAAUAGCACAGAGCACAACUUUUCAAAACAAAAGUCUUACAGUUUAUAUUUAUUAUUGGCAUAUCCAUUAAAUGAUCUCGAGUGCUGUUAAAUCCGUUGAAUAUCAAUAUUAAUCAGAACAGUUAUAAUCAACAACUAUAUAACACUCUUAAGUGCAAAAUUAAUUCAAAAACAAAACAAAACGAAAAAAUUGUGAUUUUAAAUACUGCAUUUAUGGAAUUAUUUUGAGACUUUAUCUAAAUAGCAUAGUUAAAUUUUUUAUAUUUGCGUAAAGCGCCAAGCGCCGCACAAUUACACACUUUUAGUUUAAUUUAUCUUUUGUAUUGUAAACAAUAUGGUCUAAUUUGGCAAAGCAACUAUUUAUUUAGAAAUUUUCAUACUUAACUGUGACAAAUGAAAAAUGAAUUUGAUGUGUGCGUUAUGCUUAAAACGAAAAG